Stegodyphus dumicola is the source of this 493-nucleotide messenger RNA. RefSeq names its product nose resistant to fluoxetine protein 6-like. Lineage: Eukaryota; Metazoa; Arthropoda; Arachnida; Araneae; Eresidae. Gene Ontology annotation, molecular function: acyltransferase activity, transferring groups other than amino-acyl groups. The record is from RefSeq and is a predicted model, not a curated record.
AUGGUUCUAGAGGAACAAUGUUCUGAGACAACUGAAACUAUUGAAAAUAAUAAUAGGUCAGAUGCUAAAAGAGAUAUUCUCCCAGGAAUAUCAGAAGCCCUGGAAUAUGUGUAUGCAUUCCAAGGAAUAUUACUUGUGAUUAUAAUCGAUGCAUGGGGCAAACCGGGAGAUGGUUUGUUCGAAGGUAACUUCGGAUACGUUGGAGAUUACGAUGAGUGUGUCAACCUAGUCAUUCCGGAACUGAAGGAUCAAGAGGGAAACCCUCAAAAGGGUCUUUACUGCCUAGUUCACUUUACACCUGUCCUACCCCCAAAGCCACAACUGUAUACACUGUUUCACAAGAUACCUGAACUUGCGAAUAUUACCAGCCAGAAUACAAGCUUCGCUGAAACAGCAAAGAACGCUCACUGGUUUUAUCUUCUAGGAUUAAGAAUAGGCGUUUGUAUGCCGAAUUCUUGCACAGCGGAUGACGUAUAUAGUAUUCUUGAGCAAA